Ostrinia nubilalis (European corn borer) is the source of this 5311-nucleotide messenger RNA. RefSeq names its product CLK4-associating serine/arginine rich protein. Lineage: Eukaryota; Metazoa; Arthropoda; Insecta; Lepidoptera; Crambidae. Bases 122 to 3220 code for a protein of 1032 amino acids. The record is from RefSeq and is a predicted model, not a curated record. The transcript is spliced from 23 exons.
AUGAAUGGUGUCGGUGGAAUUAUUUUUGAUUUUGUCUUCCAGUUUCAGUGUUAUAAUAUCGUCAAAAGAACAAGAAAUGUGCUGAUAUUGUGCUAAAUUAUUGCGUUAUAAGUGAACUAAAAUGUGGCACGAAGCAAGAAAACAGGAGCGAAUGAUUCGCGGUCUGAUAGUCGAUUAUCGACGCAGGGCGGAGCGUCGUAAAGAUUUCUAUGAGAAAAUCAAGGCAGAACCUACACAAUUCCUUCAACUACACGGUAGACCAUGCAAGAUUCACCUAGAUCCCGCUAUUGCUGCCGCCGGGGAGAGUUCGGCUAUUAUGAUGCCAUGGCAGGGUGAUUCCAACAACAUGAUUGAUAGAUUUGAUGUCCGAGCCCAUUUGGACUUCAUACCAGAAAUAAAAUACCCUGACGUACCCCCAGAGGAGCUAGAUCCUGAAGAAAGGCAGUGCAACUAUGAGCGAUACAGAAUCCUCGCACAGAAUAUGUUUCUUGGGAUAAGUGAAGACAAAUUCCUACAGCAGCUGGCCAUCGAAGAACAAUUCGGUGUCACCAUCGAAGAGAAGGAAAUGCAAAAGGGGAAGUUGAACGAAAAGAAAGGAACCGGAGCAGCUAUAGGAUACAAUUAUUCAGAUCCGGGAGCCCAACCCUCUAGCUCUAACGGCCCAGAUCUUAAAAAAGUGGAACAAAAGGAUUCGGACGAUGACUCGGAUCUUGAGCUCAUUGAUGUGGACCUGAGCAUUGAUGUCAAUAAAAUGGAGGCUUCACAGGCGCAUUCCCUGAACGCGGUGGGUCCCGUGUGGGGCAUGGCGGGCUGCGACCUGUUCUCGUUCCUGACGGGCGACGCGGAUGACGCGGAGCAACAGAAGCAGCUUCUUCGCGAGGAGAAGGAGAAAGCAAUGUUCUCGGGACGGAAGAGCAGGAGGGAGAGGCGCGCGCACCGGUCAGUAGAUACUAGUGUCUUAUGCUGUUCUUGUAUUCUUAGGUCCUCUUUCUUUAUAAGCCACUCCCUCAACGCGGUGGGUCCCGUGUGGGGCAUGGCGGGCUGCGACCUGUUCUCGUUCCUGACGGGCGACGCGGAUGACGCGGAGCAGCAGAAGCAGCUUCUUCGCGAGGAGAAGGAGAAAGCCAUGUUCUCGGGACGGAAGAGCAGAAGGGAGAGGCGCGCGCACCGGUCAGUGGAUACUAGUUUCUUUACAAACCAUUCCCUGAACGCGGUGGGUCCCGUGUGGGGCAUGGCGGGCUGCGACCUGUUCUCGUUCCUGACGGGCGACGCGGAUGACGCGGAGCAGCAGAAGCAGCUUCUUCGGGAGGAGAAGGAGAAAGCCAUGUUCUCGGGACGGAAGAGCAGAAGGGAAAGACGCGCGCACCGAUCUAUGGACGGAAGAGCAGAAGGGAGAGACGCGCGCACCGCCAUUCCCGUGUGGGGCAUGGCGGGCUGCGACCUGUUCUCGUUCCUGACGGGCGACGCGGAUGACGCGGAGCAGCAGAAGCAGCUUCUUCGGGAGGAGAAGGAGAAAGCCAUGUUCUCGGGACGGAAGAGCAGAAGGGAGAGGCGCGCGCACCGCGACAAGAAGCUAGCGUCCCGCGUGGUGAGCCCGCCCAGCUACGCCGCGCCGCGCUCGCGCUCGCCCUCCGCGUCGCCCGCGCGGCCCCCGCGCUCGCCGUCGCCCGACGCGCCGUCAGCCAUACAGUUCAUCACGUCCUUCGGCGGCGACGACGACCGUGAGUGUACUGUCGCCGGCUUCCAGUGUAGGCCCCAACCUUCAGUGGCCCGCGCGGUGAGCCCGCCUAUAGUCUGCUACGCCGCGCCGCGCUCGCGCUCGCCCUCCGCGUCGCCCGCGCGGCCCCCGCGCUCGCCCUCGCCCGACGCGCCGUCAGCCAUACAGUUCAUCACGUCCUUCGGCGGCGACGACGACCACUAUAGCUACGCCGCGCCGCGCUCCCCCUCGCCCGACGCGCCCGCCGCCAUACAGUUCAUCACGUCCUUCGGCGGCGACGACGACCAACCACCACCUCCGAAACCUCUGUAUGCGGACAAACUGAAAAUAAACCUGAAGAAAGAACCACUAUAUUCAGAAGUUGCACGCAAACCAAAAAUGAAAUCCCCGGCGCGACCAAUGAUGGGUCCCUAUGGACCUCAACCCAGGUCGAAGUCUCGGUCAAUAUCGCGAUCGCGGUCGCGAUCCCGUUCUCGCUCCAAAUCCCGGUCGAGAUCAAAAUCCCGGUCGCGCUCCCGAUCCCGUUCGUAUCGCCGCUCGUAUUCGCGCUCGCGCUCACGUUCGUCGUCACGCUCGCGAUCACGUUCGCGCUCGCGAUCACGCAACUACCGCCGGAGGUCACGCAGCCCGCCAAAUCACGGAUAUAGCAAGCGUAAUAACUCCCGGUCGAUGUCCUACGAAAGUACGGAACGAGCUGAGAAGCCGGUGGCGCGGUACUACGGGCGGCGCGCCGAGGACCGGUCUUCCAGUGACCUAGACUCUUCCGACUCUACCGACCACAACAAAUCGGCGGUUGGCAAUAAAUCCAACUCAAACCAGAAUCAGUUACGAUCUGGAGCCAGCUCCAAAGGCCCGUCGCGCGAGACGCUGUCUUUGAAGGAGAAACUCCGGCGCAAGAUGCAGGCGCAGCUAUCAAGGCAACUCCGAGCCGACAAGCGGGCUGAGGCGGAGCGCUUGGAACGUGAGAACAGGCGCCAGGCACGCCGCGACCAAGAAAUGCGAGAACUAGCCAUCAAGCUGCGACGCAAGCAGCGAGAGAUGAGGCACCAACAGAAUCGCCGUUCCAGCGACUCGGAUUCUGACAAAUCACACAGCGGUUCGUCCUCAAGAGAGUCGAAUCCGGACAGGAAAAAAGACAGAAGUCGCACGAAGAGUCCCACGCCCGAAAAACGGAUCCCGAUCUGGGAGAACAACAAAGACUUCGCCACCGCGCCGCUACGCCGCCAGGCAGACAACCGCGACCGACGCUAUGACGACGAUCGCCGGCGCGACACUCGCUACGACGACCGCUGGGAGCGCCACGACGAUAGAUGGGAACGCCACGAUGAAAGAUGGGAGCGCCACGAUGAUCGUUGGGAUCACAGGCGCCGCCCCUUCCGUGGAAACUAUCGAGGCCACGCCCCCAGACACGCCCACUCGGAUUACAACCAUGGAGACGGCCCUUCCUACAGCCAAGAUCGGAACGAUGAACCUCCCAGGAAAGUGAAACUUGUCGAUUACUAGCGAUAGUUUAUUACCAAACACUUCUAUGUAGUACUAGACAACCCCCUAAGUUUGUGUCAAGUGUACGUGAUAAGGUUGUUUGGGGAUGUUGCCUGGGUCAAAAAGCAAGAGUUUUAAUUAGUCCGUCAGUUAACUUAUCAAAAAAUACUCUACUCGUAUUUUUCACUUUUUCAAACUAAUGAAAAUUUAAAGAGAUAAAGCGCCCCAAAGUUCAUAAGAAGAGGCCCGUGACGUCAACGCUUGCUUAAAAAUGCCGCACGUUGUGACGUCGUGCGCAACUUCAACGCACCAUAACUAUGUAAUUAUUUGUUAGAUUGACAAAUAAAAUUAUACGUGUCCAAUAUUUUUUGAUAUUAAACAUUACGGACUAAAAAAAUUUUUUUAGGCAACUAGCCUAUUACGCACACGUUGGGCCAACGUGCGAAUCUAGGAAAUGGUAUUGGCAGCAAUGUUGGGAUAAGCUAUUUUCCAGGUCCACACGUUGGACGAGUAGUGUUGGCCAACAUUGGAGCCAACAAGUGGUGUCAGCGUAAAAGUAAUUUAAUACUUGGAAGUCAUUGAACAUUACUAUUGAAUUUGCCGCCUACAAAAAGAAAUGUUCGUUGUUCGAAUCGAUGUGUCAAAACGUUUAUAGCGAUGACGUAAGCGCUUUUGAGCGAAACGAACUGAAAAAUUAACUUCGCCGGUUGAUUACUAAUGUUUGUGAAUUCGGUUAUUCGGUUUGUUAUUUUUAUUUUGAUACCUUUGGCGUAAGGUCGAUCUAAUCCCUACGCUGGAAUUCAUUCAAUUCUUUCGACUGGGUCGGCAAUAGAAAGUUAUGAAUUACAAGUUUUCUUUUUUUAUACAGCACAUGUAAUUUAUUCAUACGUAGGCGCCGGCGCAGCACCUUGCUAACAUUUUUCAUUAUUUGAAUUAGAAACUUAUAAUGAUGUUUCAAGGUUCAAAACAAUGAAAUUCAAAGCAUUAGACCAGGAGCCAGAGGUUAUUUUUAUGUUCAUAAGAACAUGACAUUCAAAGAUUUUUUAUAGAAUGGUUGUUGAAAUAGCUAAGUUAAGAUCUAUUUAUAAAGACAAUACAGAUUUCAGUCACAUUAUUCUAAAUAUUGCCACAUUUUUAUAUUUAACAGUUUUAUAUGAACUCUAAACUUCAACGAAAUUGUAAAUUUAAUUGUAAAAUUUAUUACGUCCCUUCCAGUAGCAUUCGUAGCUAGAUUCCACAUUAUGUAUUGUUACGAAUCUAUAUCCAGAUCUAUUCAUAUUAGAACAGAUGUUUAUUGCUAGUUAGUAUUUAAAUUUUGUACUGCCGAGCCCGAUAUUCAUACGAAGACCGCUGCUUCAAUCGGGGUAUUGAUUCUACUAUCAAUUUCAAUUCUUGUGAGAACACUACCGCUCUAUAUUGAAAACACAAUGUUAUUUUAUAUCUUUAACAUUCUACACUACAGAACAUUCGACACUACAGACGCAAUAUUUACAUUGCAAUCCCAUCGCAUAUAAUUUAUCUACUUUUUCCAAGGAAGUAUCUAACCAAUUGAUAAUGAAAGUAACAAUUUCUAGAAGCUAUCUUGACACUUAUUGUAAAAUCGAGCCCUGAACGAUAAAUGCAAGUAUCUUUUGGUAUGAAUAUCCACAUAAUCACUGUUAACAUCUACAUUUAUAAAAAAAUUUUGUCCGUUUUACUCUCUCAACAAACAAAGCCAUGUAACGUAUGUAUGUACGUAUGACCUAAACUAAACUGUCAACAACUCAUUGACAGGGGGACGCCACCAUCGUUCAACUAUAAAGUUUCCAACUUGGAAAAAAUCGGAACCAGCGAUCCGGUAUUGACGGUGGCGCCCCGCUGUCAAUGUCACGGGUAGGACAGUUCAGUAUAUUGGGUCUUUAAGAUGGAUGCAUUCGUCAAAGUCGCGCUACAUUAGGGAUCUGAGAAAUCUAGCAAGAUAACAGAAAACUUAUCAACUUUAAAGUAUACACUGUUGGUUAAAUGAAAUUGUAUAUAACAUUUGUUUACAAAAUGUGUAUAAAAAGGCAACUCUUUUUUGUAAAUUUGCUUUAAUGUAUCAGUCUUAAAUAAAUAAGUUCAUUAUACAAGUUA